Cinara cedri is the source of this 3036-nucleotide messenger RNA. NCBI's taxonomy places the organism in Eukaryota, Metazoa, Arthropoda, Insecta, Hemiptera, Aphididae. The record is from the annotation of a GenBank genome assembly.
CUUAAUUUAAUUAAACACAAUCAAUAUCUAGGUGUAACCAUAAUGAAACCCCAUAAGAAUCAAACAUUAAUUUAUUUUGUAACUUUACAGUCGAUGGUACGCGAUAUUCGUAUAUAUCUAUACGUAUAUUAACUUUAAUGUUUAUGCAGAUGUACAAUAAUGCAGACAGGUAAGAUUUAUUUCAUUAUAAUAAACGUUUAUAAACACAAACUAUUUGAGUAUUUAUUAAUAAAAUUUAUUUGUAUAAUUUUAUCUAUAUUUUAUUUACUUUAUGGAUUUUUAAAUUAUUUGUUCGGUAUACACUUAAUAUAUAGGUAUAUAGGUAUAGUAUAUAUUAUAUGUAUACUUACAAAACAUCGUAUUAAAUAAUAAUACUAAUAAUAAUAAUAAUAAAAAAAAAAAAACAACUAUGUAUAAACCGGGUGUAUACAAACUAAUUAAUUUUACAAAAAAAAUUAUACAAUCAAAUAUGUUUGUUAGAAAAAGUGGAUAAUAUUUUUACAUUUCGUAACAAAUGGGAAACAACUACAGCGAUUGUAGUGGGAUGUGCAUGUGCAAUGUGCAUGCAAGAUGGUUAUAAUAGUUUGCAUUGUAAUUAUUUGUUUUAAAUUAAAAAAGAUCAACAAUUAUCACAUUAAAUACGAACAGUUUUCUGAUUAAAUGUUUGAUUAGAUAGGUAUGUUUUUUUUCAAUAAUUUUUUAAAAUCGUCUUCUUAAUCUUUUUAGGAACUCGAUAAACCAUUGCUUUUUUAGUGUAGAUACAAACGAAACGCAAAUACACACACCUAUCAUAAAAUAAUAACUUACUUCUUUCACCAUUUAGAACCCCAGAUGAUAUUAAUGGUACCCCCCCUAAUGUUGUAUACUGGUUAUUAUAUUGAAAUCCGAUUAUAUAAUUAUAUUUUUUGUACGAUUACAGCAAGGGUUGCUAAAUUUGGAGCUUACGUAUACGACGACGGCACAAAGUAUAUUGGAGACUGGAACGAUCGUGGUCAAAAACACGGUUUGGGUCACGUUCAAUUGAAAGACGACACCCGCUACGAAGGAGGAUUCAACAACGGACUCUGCACUGGUCUCGGAGUUCUGCAGUAUUCGGACGGUACAAGGUAGGUAUCAAGAUAUCUAGCAAUUACUUGUGGGCAUGUAAUCGUCAAUUUUACGAAUGUUGUCCAUAUCAGUUUAUCUGAGCUUUAGAAAUAUUAAAAUAAUAAUUUUAAAACUAAGCAAACCGAUAAACGACCAGAAUUUUAGAAUAUAACCGUUGAUAUUACUAUCAAUGAUUAUGUGAUUACAUAAAUUGCAUGAUAUUUGAAUAAAAAAUAAUCAAAUAACAUAAUUAUACGAUGGUAUAUACCUAUACAUAUGUUAUUUAUAGAUAAGAUAGCCAAAUUACGAAAACAAACUAUACAGUGUCAAAUGUUCUUAUCAAUUUGUGAAAAAAGGCACCUAUUGACUUAAAAUUGGUUUUUUUUUUUUAUACGAAACGAUCAAUUUCACCAAGUGUACAACACUCGUGUCAAUUUCAGUAACAAUAACAAUACAUUAUAUAGUGUAAUUAGAUACCUAUAUACUAUAUUAGCUGUAUAGUUAUUACCUAUACACAAUUAAGAUGUAAAUUAUCAGUAGAGUUGAAUAAUAUUGACUUUUUAUCUAAAUUUAAUGUACUUAGAUACGAAGGAGAAUUCAUGCAAGGAUGGUUUCACGGUCAUGGCAUGUUUUGGAGGGCCGAUGGCAUGAAAUACGAAGGACAAUUCAGAGGUGGUCGUAUUUGGGGAUUAGGUAGGUAAUAAUUAGGUAGGUACAUUAAUAAAAUAGGUGGUGGAACACAAAAAGUUAAUUUUUUUUUUAAGUCUACGUAGGUAGAUGCGUUCAUUAUUGUACGUUCGAAAAACUACCCAGUCAGAAUUAAAAUGUUGAUAUGUUGAUAUGUUUUAAUAUGUUUUUUCGUGAUCGUAAUAAUCUGAGGAAUUGGAAAAAUAUAACUGUUAUUUUUAUCUGCUAACGACUGCAGAAAUACCUGAAUACCUAUGGCAUUUCACUCGAUUUACAUUGUAUAUUUUAUUAAAGCCCGAUCUUGAAAUAAAUGUUUAGAUGUUUAAACACUCAAAAUGAUUUCAUCUUGCAACUUUAAAGAUAUGUAUAUGCUGAACACAGACGACAUAUAUAUAAAGAGCAGUCAUUUUUUAAAUUGCUCAAUGUUCUUUUUAAAAAAACGAAGCUAAAAGCUAAAAGAAAAAAAAAAUGGCAAGAAAUCAACUAAAUAAUAGUUCCCGCAUUAAUUUUAAACUUUUUUAAUAUAAUUUAAAUUAACACGAUUUUUUUGUUUACUGUACAUUUAUCUGUAAUACAACAAUUAUUACAAAUUACAAAUUAUUACAAAUAUUACACAUUAUUGAAUUUUUUAAAUAUUUUAGGUUUAAUAACUUUUAACGAUGGAACUCACGGUCUUCCGAGACACGAGGGAUUUUUCAAAGAUUGCAAAAUGAUACAGAAGAAAAAAUGUCCUGAAGUUAUAAACGACGCACGGCGGGCAGCAAUGAUGGCGAGAGUACAAGCCGAACAAACUUAAUAUUUUCAUAAUUAUUAUGUGCCCCUAAUAAUAUUCAAGAUAGCGAAGCUCUUUUAAGCUGUUUAGAGGACAACUAUAAUAAUUUUGUAUAGUAUUAUAGUUUUCUAAUAUUAGAUAAUAUGAUACCUAAUAAUAUCAUCAUAUUAUCAUAUUAUGAUCUCGUAUAGAGAUUUACAAUUUAUAAAUCAAUUUAUAGCAGUUUGAUUCGAAUGAUAACAUAAUAAUUUGUAAAACGGUUUGAAAUAUUAAUUGGGAAUUGGCUUUGAUCACACGUUUGCGUAUUGGUAUAGUAGGAAGUAUAGGUACACAGCAGAGGUGUAAUUCAAAUAAUAAUAUUGUUAAAAUAUCACUAACAGUAAUUUACUAUAGCUAAAUUUAUAUAAUCAAAUACAUAACAUUAUUAUUAUUUUUAAAUAAUAAUAAAUAUUUAUAGAUAUAAUUUGAUGACUUCAUUCGAGUUAAAUAAU